Molecule: messenger RNA, 2114 nt
Organism: Linum tenue
Lineage: Eukaryota; Viridiplantae; Streptophyta; Magnoliopsida; Malpighiales; Linaceae
Source: the annotation of a GenBank genome assembly
UGAUUUUUGCGAUUCAGCCAGUUGACCUUCUAAUCUAUGAACUCCGAAGCAGGUUUGUAUCAUACAUGCCAAAGCUAGGGGGAUGGCAGAGAAGAUAGGGAAAGUUGAAAACACAGAGUUAGGCGGUCGGCGGCGGUACUGAGAGCAAAUCCUUCUCCAGAUAAGAUAUGGAAAAAAGCAUAUUCACAAACCGUAACCAUUCAACUCUACCGCUCUACGAGUUCCUAUAUUUUAUCUAAGUGAGGGACUGUGGGAUCUGCUCCAUCGAAGGAUUUAGCGGCUCGGGUCAGCGAGAGGCAAGUCUUUCUGCGAGUCUUCCUUGAGAAAUUUCACUGCUUUCUUUCAUCAUUUUUGGAGGAUAAAGCACUUGUCUUUACUGUGGCUCUGGAGUCCCUGUCUCCAGCUCCUUCCUUCUGGAGGGACUGUUUUAAGUUCAAACAGAAUUGUGUCCGACAUUCAUUCAUUCAUUCCUUCUGUUUUGUUUAUUUCUUCUUCCUUGUAGUAAAGGAAACUGAUGCCUUCUCUUGUUUGCCUAAGAUUCUGUGUCUCUUACCCGUUGAUUUAAUUUGUGGGUGGAAAUCGGAGCGAUCCUUGUUGAAAGUUUCUAGCUUUUCAUAUCAUCUUGCGUGGUGUGGUUCUCAGUUUCUUGUCCAAGGAUGCCUCCAUUAAACCGUGCCCUGAUGUACAGAUUUGAUCCACCCAACAACGUUUGUAGCUCGGAGAAGGUUAAAGAGGAAGCUAUUUCCAUGGAUCAUAUUAGCACAUUGCCCCAUGCGCUUCUUGUGGAGAUUCUGUCCCGCCUGACCUUAAAAGAAGCAGCUAGGACAUCAAUCCUCUCCGGGACUUGGGUUGAUUUGUGGAAAUUUGUUCCAAACUUGGACUUCGAUGUUCCAAAGGUGAGGCAGUGCAUCUGGGAAAAUUAUUGGAAUUCGGGGGAUAUGGAGCCCGUGCUUUUCGGAAGGAGGAGGUACAUUGAAUGGGUUAAUAGGGUCUUGACACACUACCAGGGUCGGAAAGUGAACAACUUUCACGUCUGUUUCAACAUUCAUAAUGAAUCCAAUGCAAAUGGUGACAUCGAUAGGUGGUUGGACUUUGCAAUCUCAAAAAGAGUUCAGAAGCUCAAGCUGGACUUUGAACGGUAUGGUGAUGCAAGUUGGGAUGCUUCAGGGUGCUAUAUUUUCUCGGAACGCUGUUUCAAACAUAUGAAAACCUCUGAGGGUUUAUCGGAUAUUCGGUUCCUUCAGUCCUUGUGUUUGGCUUUCGUUGAUGUGAGCGAUGAGAUCCUUGAGCAUUUCCUUUGCAAUUGUCCUCUACUGGAGAAGUUAGCCGUCCAACAUUCCCAUGGUUUAGUAAGGUUUAAAGUUGCUGCUGGCUUGUCGUCACCACUGCCGUUGAAGCACUUGGAAGUAGCCCAUUGUAAGAAUCUAAAGGAGAUUGAAAUCGAUGCGCCUAAUCUCACCUACUUCAAGUUGGAUGGUCGGUUUCCAGAUGGCAUUAAUCUUCGAAUGGAAAAUAUAUCGUCGCUUACCGGAUUGGACUUGUACAACAUGAUUGAUCCAGGUCCUGUUUUCCUUCCUCGAGCAAAGUUUGCACGGCUGGAGACCCUCACUUUUAUGUUUGACGCGCGUAAAGCCAAGUUUCCCAGGUCGAUUGAGGAGUUGACGUCUCUUAAGCAGCUGACUGUUUAUGUGCUCGGUUCCGAUAGGAACGAGAUUCGUGGUCUGCUCCCCGUGAUAAAUGCUUGUCCUUCAUUGUACCAACUGUCGGUUCGGAUGGACACCGACGAAGAAAAGGAUAGCUCCUACCGCAUUUGGGGUGGGAGUGAGAUGGAGGAGAUGCACAGGGAGAGCAUCAAAGUGGUGGAGGUUAGUGGGUUUGCUGGUAACGCAGCUACCCAUACAGGGCGUUGGUUCCUGGACUAUGCGCUGCGGAACUUUGUGACGCUUGAGAAAUUGAUUCUCGAUAGUCGCACAUGCACUAGUACCGGGCGCAUAUUUAAAGCCCCGAGAGUGCAAGCUGAAGUUGCAGUCGAGUGCAUUCAGAUGUUGAAAUCUAGACUGCCCUCAACCGUUGAGCUUGUUAUCCCCGUUAGUUAAUUUACUGCUAUUCCAUGG